GGCAUGCGUGCAGGCAGGAGGGGGGGAAGCGCAUCCUCUCACAGAUCUGAUCUGCCGGAAACAUGAUCAUCGAGGGAACGUGAACGCAUUCCUGGGCUCCGGUCAGACGGUUCGACAGCUUUUGUUGCGGACGGUGUGCGUUAUUCUCUCCGAAGGACGCCGGAGGAGAGACGGCCGUCGGUCGGUGCGGACCGACCGAGAGAUCCGACAUCAUCACCGCCGCAUCGUGUGAGACGAGGUCAUCGCAGCACUACGAGCUAAGGAAGAAAAAGCAUGCAGGUCACCAUGAUUGGAUACUACAUUGUCAUUCCUGGACUCGGUCAAGAUGGACUGUAGUAAAUGUGGGUUAGUGGAGCAAAAACACGCUCCCUGCAUGCGGCCACCGAUACAAUGCUUGUGUUUCUGGUUGGGGUCACCACUGCCGUGAAUAAUUCAACUCAUGAGAAUCAAACUGCAGAAAACCCCGCCCACCAGGGUGCACACGUGCUGCCCUCCACACUGGUCAUAUCCCUGCUUCUCAUCAUCAUCGUCCUGCUGACAAUCUACUGUCUACGGUUCAAAAACCACAGGAAAGCUAUCACUACGUCGGUGGAUAAGAAGAUACCAAAUGGCUUCUUAGAGGAACAAGGAGAGCAAACGGUGGUCCUCCUCCCCAGAUCUCCCUCGCCAUCCAAGAGGUACUUCCCCAUCCCUCUGGACUCGCUGGAGGAGGAGUACCGGAUACGCUCCGCUGACGAUGGCAAGCUCUUCAGAGAGGAGUUCAAUUCACUGCCGUGUUACUCUCACCAUGGGUCCUUUGAGGAGGCGAGCAGAGAGCACAACAGAGAGAAAAACAGAUACCCAAACAUUUUACCAUAUGAUCAUUCCAGGGUGGCGCUAAGUCAUCUUGAUGGACAUAUUUGUUCAGACUACAUAAAUGCAUCUUACAUAGAUGGGUAUAAAGAGAAGAACAAAUUCAUUGCAGCUCAAGGCCCAAAGCUUGAGACGGUGGCCGACUUUUGGCGGAUGAUUUGGGAACAGAAAACUGCCACGAUAGUAAUGCUGACAAAUCUGAAAGAAAGGAAGGAGGAUAAAUGUUACCAGUACUGGCCAGAAAUAGGCUGCUGGAUGCACGGAAAUAUACGAGUGACCCCGGAGGACGUCACUGUGCUGGUGGACUACACCAUCAGGAAAUUCUGUCUGCAAUACCAAGGCAGCGAUGGGCCCCGCGCUCCUCGGUUGGUCACCCAGCUCCACUUUACCAGCUGGCCAGACUUCGGGGUGCCGUUCACACCUAUCGGCAUGCUGAAAUUCCUCAAGAAAGUCAAGACGGUCAAUCCAUCCUACGCUGGACCUAUUGUUGUGCACUGCAGUGCCGGAGUUGGGAGGACCGGGACGUUCAUCGUCAUCGACAGCAUGAUCGACAUGAUGCACACGGAGCAGCGACUGGAUGUCUUUGGCUUUGUGAGCAGAAUACGAGAGCAGCGCUGUCAACUUAUCCAAACAGAUAUGCAGUACUCCUUCAUCUACCAGGCUCUGUUGGAGUACUAUCUGUAUGGAGACACAGAGCUAGAUGUGUGCUCCCUGGAGGGUCAUCUGCAAAGGCUGCACAACACCAGGGCUCCCCACGACAGGCUGGGCCUGGAGGAGGAGUUCAGGAAGCUAACCAGCGUUCGCAUCAUGAAGGAGAACAUGAGGACUGGGAACCUUCCUGCUAACAUGAGGAAAAACCGUGUGCUUCAGAUCAUUCCCUAUGAUUUCAACCGGGUAAUACUCUCUGUGAAAAGAGGGCAGGAGUUCACCGACUACGUCAAUGCCUCCUUUAUUGAUGGCUACAGGCAGAAGGACUAUUUUAUCGCAACCCAGGGCCCCCUGUCUCACACAGUGGAGGACUUCUGGAGGAUGGUGUGGGAGUGGAGGUGUCAUUCAAUCGUUAUGCUUACCGAACUCAAAGAGCGAGAGCAGGAAAAGUGUUUCCAGUAUUGGCCAUCAGAGGGCAGUGUAACAUUUGGAGAUUAUACCUUGGAGCUGACUGGAGACACACAGGGUGAAACCUUCACUCGCAGAGACAUGGUCCUCACCUACAAACCAGAAAAGCAGUCACAACACGUCCGCCACUUUCACUUCCACGGAUGGCCUGAGAUCGGAAUACCAACAGAAGGAAGGGGGAUGAUUGACAUCAUUGCCGCUGUGCAGAGGCAGCAGCAGCAGUCUGGAAACCGUCCCAUAAUUGUGCACUGCAGUGCCGGAGCGGGGCGGACCGGAACCUUCAUCGCACUCAGCAACAUUCUCGAGAGAGUGAAAGCUGAAGGCCUCCUGGACGUUUUUCAGACCGUCAAGAGUUUGCGUAUGCAGAGACCACACAUGGUUCAAACUGUGGAGCAAUACGACUUCUGCUACAGAGUGGUCCAGGAUUUUAUUGACAUUUUCUCAGACUACGCCAAUUUCAAAUAAAACCUGUCAGAUCAUUUUCUGUCUCCAUCAGUCAAAUUAAAGUAUGCAAUUUUUUUGUGAAUGUUGUUUUCUAAAGCUUUUUACAUUUUGCACUUGAGUACAGAAUUAGAAAAAAAUGAACAUACUGCAAUAUGAUUGAUAUAAGACAUCUGUGAUGACACAAGACAGCCUAUCUUUGUCAAGAAUGUCAAUAUAUAUACAGUAUAUAUAUAUAUGUAUGUAAUGUGCAGUAUUUUAUAAGACAUGAGAACAAUACCUUUUACGGGCUUCAACUGGAUGUUUCCCAAGCAACACCAUAUUAACUUUUAGUGGAGAAAUUGAUGUAUGUGUUUGAGAAAAGGAUAAAAUGGUGAAUUCUUUUAACUCAAAUAAUUGUCUUGUUUGAGGUGUAAAUAAUAUUUAUGAUGUACGUUUGGUUUGAACAGAAACAUAAAAUUUCAUACACAUCUCUGUUAGAUGCUGUAAAUUACCUCACUUCUGUCUGGGAAUAACCUAACAGCUGCUGCCUGUUACAAUUUUAUUCAACCUCACUAACUUACUUUUUUGCCUGUGGCAAUAUUACUUAGUGGAUUGGUGCCUGACUUGGCAAAAUGCAAUUAGCCCACAUUGGAACAGGCAGAAAAUAAUGUAUUAUUUCAUGAAUUCAAAUGUAUCAUUGCAGCCAAGCAUCACAUUUCGCGUGGGAAAAAAAAAAGAAAAAAGAUUUUAUAUACUUUAACAAGCAAACUUUACACUUGCAUGUUUGUAUAAAGCAGUGCCAUAUCGAUUAGACGGGAUUCUAAUCAUGACAACUUGUCACAAAGUGACACAAUUUUAAUGAUGAUAAGCCAGUUGUUUACUGUAUGUUUAAUUUAGAUAUAGCAGUUACAUUUGAAAAGGUGUGUUGCUUAUAUAUAGUGGUUUCAUGUGUGGAUCAUCAGUUGUACAAACACUUUAAAGAAUACAAUAUAAAUGUACCUUAAUUUUAGUUAUUUCCAAUAAGUAUUAGAAAUCAAAAGAAGAAGAAAAAGAAGCAUUUUAGGAAUGUGUGUUAAGGUGGUAUUGUUGAUCCAGAGGCCAGUGCUCAGCCAACCAUAUGAGUCACACACAGACUGAUGAAAGCCACAGAGCGGACUCAUAUCUAAACCCCAGUAUUGCUGCAAAAACAAAUCCAUAUAUUUUUGCAAGGCUUCUGCUUAUUUUUUUGUGAAGCAUGAAGCAUAGCAGUUUAGAUUUAAGGUGAAAAGCAUACAUACAGUGCUUGUACCUCCAUUACAUUUAUUAAAUUAGUUAAUACUGGAACAGUGGUCUUUUUGUCUUUUCUUUUUUGGUACAUGAAUAACUGUUGUAGUCAUUCAUCAUCACUAACUACUGUGUUCACUUUAAUCAACUAUUGUACUGAAGGAAUAACAAAUAAGGGCAAUGACAUCAAGGCCUUGCAGUUCAUGUAACAAAUGCACAAGCAUCUUGUCUCAGUGAUGUUUCUGCCUUUUGUAACUCUGCCAAUUUGAAGAACUAUUUGUUUGCUAAAAGCAGAAUACAAUAAAUUAUAAA
Cololabis saira (Pacific saury) is the source of this 3966-nucleotide messenger RNA. RefSeq names its product receptor-type tyrosine-protein phosphatase epsilon-like. The record is from RefSeq and is a predicted model, not a curated record. Lineage: Eukaryota; Metazoa; Chordata; Actinopteri; Beloniformes; Belonidae. Gene Ontology annotation, molecular function: protein tyrosine phosphatase activity. Gene Ontology annotation, biological process: protein dephosphorylation. Bases 340 to 2433 code for a protein of 697 amino acids. The transcript is spliced from 21 exons.